Cinara cedri is the source of this 29223-nucleotide messenger RNA. Lineage: Eukaryota; Metazoa; Arthropoda; Insecta; Hemiptera; Aphididae. The record is from the annotation of a GenBank genome assembly.
AUGGACGACAGUCAUACUACGGAAAAUAAGGGAAAAAAUGUGAGUAAAAUAACUAUACUAGCGAAAUCAAGUUAGAACCAUACUCGAUCGCGUCAUGUCACGUCACCCGCACCGAGUCACCUUUACACAAAAACAAAUACCUACCAUUGCUUUAUAUAAACAGCUAGAUAUUUUAGUAAUAACAAUCGUACGUUUAAUAUUAUUAAGUGCUUCAAACGGCGUACAGUAUAGGCAAUUCUCAAUAAUUAUUAUUAUUUUUUUUUUUACUUGAAUAAUUUCCGUAUCGUAUUCAAUCGAAACGCACGUUUCCUGAUAGAUGUAUUUUGCAACAGUAUUUUACGGGGUGAUUUUUUUUUUCGUUAUCACAAUCUAGUGACUAUAUUAUAAUAAUUUAUACGACCAAACGAAAAUUGAUUUCGGUUUGUUUCGGUAAUUUGCAUACAGCAGUAUAGAAAUUAUAACAAUAUGUAUAAUGAGUCAUUACUAAUGACUCAUAACGCAGCAUUUAAUUAUCUUCAUUGCGAUGUUUUUUAAAAUUGUACUCUUAUAUUGCGCGUACGCUAUGCAUAACCACAUAUUAACUUUUGAUUUCCUACAGCUGUAAUAGCAGCAGGAUUACAUCGUCUAAAAACUGAUCUAAUGAUAUUAUGCAAUUUAUUACCCUUUCCUACUGCUCCGGUGUAAAAAAUAACGUUAUUAACUUUCGUAAACGGCGUAUCCAAUAAAAGUGUUGAAAUUAAUUUCAUGCAUUUCGUAUCGAAAUGUUUAGAAAAUAUUAUUUUUUCGAAUCCAGGUUGUCGUUUAAAAAUCAAAAGUUAAUAUUCUCAUUCAAGAGUAUUUAUGAGGAUUAGAUGGAACGAAAUUGAAAUAUAAGCGUUCAAAUAAUAAUUUUAAACAAAAUUAAAAAAAAAAAAACAAAACAAAACAAAAUAGAAAUCAAAUUUAUUUUUAUCAUCAAAUAAAAUUGCGAAAUCAUAAUUAAAACAAAUUAUUUAUAUCAUUAGUUAUUUAUCACAUAAUUAAAAUAAAAUAAAUCACUCUGUAAACAAUCGAAAAUCCUUAUGAAUACUGCUAGUGUGAUACACUCAUCGGUUCGGCCACGAUUAGAACAAAUAGUAUAAAAUCAACACUAUCUUGAUAUAUUAAACCGAUUAUUUAUUUUGUAAUUGUAAUAAAAGUCACAUUGUUCCGUUUCAAAUUAAAUUGUUCGGAAUAGAAUAAAUUAAAAACAACACAGAUGCGGUUUGUCAAUGGACGAAGGACAAAUAAACGAUUGAAAACAUAUCGACUGAUACCAAACGAAUUUUCUCCCAAACAAUAAUAGUAUUGCGCUAUUAUUAUUAAUCCCGCUCCAUUCAGCGUCGAAAAUUAAAUUAUUUUUAAUUUGUGAUCUAAAAUACUUGAAUGGUUUUUUUUUUUUUUUUAUAUAUUAUUGUUAAUACUAAAAGUAUUCGCACUGCUCGGAUUCCGAGUUAUGUAACAUUAGAUAGUAUGCGGUUUUUAUAAAUCUGCAACGAUUAUUUGAAAUACAAUACUUUAACAUUUCAACGUAUUAACCGAAACAUUUAUUAUAUAUUCUAUAUAUAUAUAAUUCGAAACAAUAUUUUCCUAUUUUACAAUAGUCGAAAUUUUUCUUUGGGUGUUUAUCAUUCUGUUUUCGCGGAAAACCAUUUAGACAAUUGCACUUGCAACGUCUUCCUCGAGAAUAUAUAGGUAAUAUAAUAAUCGUAAAUAAAUAUACGGUUUAAAUGAAUGGAAGAAUGUUUGCUGUAUAGUGUUCGUGAAGAUUUUUGGCACGCGACAUCGUAUUCAAUGGAAUUUAGGCCAAAAACAAGCCGUGAAACAAAUUUAAAUAUUUAAAAAAAUACAUGUUUUUUUAACCACGAUUAAGAAAUAUCUCGCGUACAUAAUUCAAAUUUCAAUAGGUACGAAUUGCGUAUAAUACAAUGUAUAUAUAAAUAUUCGAUUUAAAUAAAAUUGAUUUAGUUUAGGUACUUGCAAUAAUACCUAUACUCAAAUAAAACCGAUAAACCAUUUUCUUUAUUUUUUUAGGGUUUCUGUACCGUUGAAUACGCAUUUUGUUUUAAACAUUUUUCAUGAAAUUUAGACAUUUUUCAUGUCCGUAUUAUACAAUAGGUAUUAUGAUUCCCUUGUUCUAUACGAUGCCCAGUGGUAAGUACGACCGAGUAUCGUUCUACUCUUUACUCUAAUUAAAAAAUAUUAUUUUAUGCAAACACGGUUUUAUAUUAUAAAAUAUCUACGCGUGAUUUUUUGAAAACAAACUCGGGAUCCCGGGACGGUCCCGGAAUUACGUUAGAAAUUGAUAAAAAAUAUGCAUACUCGUACAUACAAUUGGAAAAUUGAUUUUUUUUUUUUAUACAUAAUAUAUUUUUGAAUACCAUUCAUAAAUUAAUAAAUUGUACGUAUUAGUGAGUAUUACGAAACAAAAAGCCCGAACAACAAAAUAUGAUGAUAAAAUUAGACAAAAAAUAGAAAUAUAUUUAUGAUGAAUAUUAAAUACUAAAUAUUUUGGAAAUACGAUCGUAGAAACAGCAAAGCAUCUGAUGUUCUAUCUCCGAAUCUGUAAUCUUAAUUCCUGUCCAAUGUAAUUAAGCAGCUGUUGAAAACAGUGUCGAAAUCAUUCGAAUUCUAUCUAACCUAAUAUUUAUAUAAAACCCAUCGGUCGACCGUCAUAGAUAACAAAUAUUUAUACCCAAAUGCUGUAUAAAUAUUUUAAUGUUCUUGGGAUAGAUAAACGGGUAAACCUGCUGUAUAAUUCACUGACGUGUACGAAAUCUUCUAUUUUAUACAAUGAGUUUAUUUUUCGUAUUUAUUUAUAAUUAUUAUGUAUAAUGUAAAUAUAUAUUUGUUUUCUAUGUUACUGCUUUAAAUCACGCGGCUUGAUGGUUUUUUUUUUUUCAUAAAUUUAAGUCGAUUUACAGUGUAGAUACAUAUUAAUAAGGAUGGACUGCACGUUCCCCAUACCAUAAUCGAUACUUAGUAGAAACUCACGAGAGAGGUGCAAAAUCUAUUAUGAUUCACCCACCUUUAAACUAACGUACUUAUAUUUUAUAACUAUUACCACAAUAUUAGUAAUAUUAAUGUUUUUAUCGAAUUAAAAUUCCAUAUUAUGCUGUCUAAACACUCUAAAUAUAACCAAUACAACCAUACAUUAUGUAACACAGAGUCCGUAACGAUAAUCAUUAAAUUGUAACAAUUUAUGAUAAUAAUUUACAAGUUCAAUUGUUAUCAAUAAUACUAUUAUGACUUAUUAGUUUUACAUUAUUAUUUCGAACGUUAAAAUAAUAAUGCAUUAUCAUGUUUUAUUCUAUACGAGGAUGACGUGUAAUAUAGUACCUUUAGUUUAUUUAUUUUAAUAUUUUUGUAAAUUGUGUGUGGGUGAAAUUUAAAACCUUUACCGCCUCCUCAGAUGAAUACUUGUGGGUGAAACUGCACCCUCAUUCCUCCCUUAAAUACCGGCAUUGCUCUAUAACCCCUGCUUAAUAUUGUUGUCAGGGUAACGUUACCCUGGCACUACCAAUUAUAAAUAACGAAAAUUGUCAUAACGUGUAAUCAUGAAAAGGUCUCAGUGCUAAAUUUCAAUAUUUUUGACCUCUGAGUGUCCAUUUGGGGCUGCCAAAAAAAGAGGGGGAAGAAAGAAGACUGACAGUCACAAAUUGGCACAAUAAUUGUUAACUAAGUUUGCCUUGUUGUGUACCGAAGUCAAAUAAUUGAGAGGGAGAGCUUCUUAAUAAUAUAUUCCCCCCACUCAAAUGUAUUCCCGAGUUUUUGUUGUAAACACGAAUAAUUUAUGGUGAGGAGGGAAGGGGGGGAAAUGACUGACGUAAGUGCUAAAAAAAAAAAAAAAAAAAUUAGUAAUAAUAUAAUAAUUUAAUUUUUUAUAAAAAUGAGUUUUACAGCUAACAAUUUAUAAGAAUAGUAUUAUAUUUAUUUAUUAAAUACCCUGGCACCACAAAUUUUGUUUAGUAAUAAGUAAUUAAUAAAUUGUAUGACUUGUAGUUUUUCAAUUCAAUAAUACGAAUAUAACGAUGUACAGCAGUACAAAGACAGUAAUAAUUUAUAAAUAGUAUAAUAGUAGAGACCGACUGACUGAAUGACGUAUUAACACAAAGCCCAAAUCCCAAGGUCAAGAAUAUUGAAAUUCAGCAAUGUGAGUUUAUUACGAUUACAUAUUGUUACAAUUUUCAUUAUUUAUAGGUGGUAGUGCCAGUGUAACGUUACCCUGGAACUAUUAGGGAAAAUCGGUUUUCUGACGUUCUAGGGCGGUUACAACAUUUUUUUUUUACGGUUACAAAUGUUUGCAUAAUACCAGUCGGUUUUGAAUUCAAAAUGUUGACACGGUGGUGCCAGGGUAACGCACCUAAUUUCUGGCCAUAUUAUAUCUGACCUUUACUGUAUAUAAGAUAUCUUUAUUUAAAAAUGUUGUUGUCUUUUUUAUGAAACUUUUUUCUCUCUCUCUCUCUUCUACUUUUAAUGACUAUAGACGCUCUUAGGUCGUACACAAUAUUUUUUUUAAUAAUAAUGUUGGUGCCUGGACUGCUUUUUUAGUUCUCUCAGUUUCUUUAUUAUGAGUAUGCAGGCUGAAUUAUUGCCGAAUUCGUAUAACAAUAAAACGCAGUUUACAAAACAAAAUUAUUAAGAAAUAUAGGUGCUAUAUAAUAAUAAAAUGUUCGUUAUUAAUUUAAAUGGUGUAGCAAAAAAUGCUAUACAAUAUAUGUAUUGCUAUAUAUAUUGUAUAUUAUGUACUAAGAUCAAAAACGUUUUGUUUAAUUGGCGUGUAUACGCGUGCGCAAUAGGACGAAGUGGACUUGGACGAGAUUUUGCCCAUCAUCGGAGAGUUCGGCCGUUAUCAAAAGUUACUUUUGUGGCUCGUCUGUUUGCCGGCCUGUAUACCAUGCGGCUUCGGAGCAUUUAACCAACUGUUCAUGUCCGACGUUCCACCGUAUUGGUGUUCCGAACCACAGCUGUCGAAUUUCACCGCGGACCAGAGACGACAAAUUUACGAAGAAGUAUAUAUGUAUAAUAUUAUCUAAAUGAAAUUAUGUUUGUUUUCAUGGGCACAUUUUAUGGCUAUGAUUGAUACCUACGAAGUCAGUGUUAGAUCCAGGGGCUAAUAGGGUAAUAUACCUUCCCCCUCAAAAAAACACCGUAAUAUAGUAUGAUUUUUUUAUCGUAUUGUGGUAAAAUACAAACCAAUUUGCAUUGUUGUAAAUGGUUUUAUUCCUCUCCAAAAUUAACGCCCGGAUUCGCCACUGAACUAAUUACUAAUUAUUGAAAUUUUAGACGCAAUGACGUUGUCCGAUAUUACUAUUAUUCGUCUCCUCCGUUUUUACCUCUACCCAUUCCUUUUGUUUUUUUGUAGUUAAACCAUUAUUACCAUGUCGAAAUGUUACAAUGAAACUACCAUUUAAUGAAAUAUUUUUGGGAACCAAGACUUUCAAUGUUAACAAUAACUAUGAGUAUAUAUAUUUCCGUAGAACGAAUAUGAUAUAUCUACAUAAAAUUAUGAUCAAAAAACCCGUGUUUUCUUUUUUUGUAUAAUGUAUCCAUAAUUAUCACUUUUAGAUAUAAACAAAUUGUUUUCAAAAUAUAAUACUAUAGUACUACUAUUCCCAGUGGUGUAUUGGAGGGUAUGCGUGGGUAUACGACGAAUACCCGGAUCUUUAUUUUCGGAUUUAUGAGUAUAACCUAUAUAAGUAAAUUCGUUGAUUAUGACUUAUGAGUACACUAAAAAUAUACACAUCAAAGGUAUACGCGAAUUUUUAAUUUAUCGUCGCCAUAAAACCGUAAAAAUAAUAAUUAUAAUAAUAAGUAAUUAUUAUUUUAUUGUUUUUAUUGUUUAGUCUGUCACAAAAGCAGUUCGGUAUUCAAGUUUAAAAUGUAGAUCUGCAUAGUGAACAUCCCGCUGAACGUAUUACUGUCAGGUUACGAUUCACUUUCAAACUAAGUCUAUACAUUUUACCGUUUUAUCUACAACGUAGUUCGUUUAAAUAUUACUAAAUUCGUAGUUUUGGUUUAAAUUUUAAAUCAAAAUUGAUAAUCACGCGAAAAUUUGUUAGAAAAUAAGUAAAUUAUUUGGUUACUAUUAUUAAAUUAUUUUUAAAAUUGGAAACUAUUAUUCAAAUCCAAAAAAAAAAAAAAAAAAAAAAAAAAUAGAAAAUAGAAAACAAAUGUGUUCUAUACGUAUUAUUGCAUACCCACCAAAUAUUUCUAAUAUUUUUCAGAAAAUAUAUCAGUUAAAAUAAUUAUUAAUAAGUUGUAUGAUAUUUUGUAUGACGGUACCUAUUUAAUAUUUUUAUACUAACCGCUUAAAAAAUGAAAUUAACUUUUCAAUUAACUCUGGAAACACGUUUACUUACGUUUUCUUAAAUUUUAUUUUCGUAAAUAUAUUUAUUUUGAUAAAAUAAGUAUACCAAUAUUGAUGAGUAUAAAAAAAAAAAAAAAAAAAACGCAAACACGAUAUUCCAUUAUUGUUAUUAUUAUUAUUAUCAUCAACUAAUAAAGAGAUUUAUAUAAAAUCAUUAUUUUGAGCACAGCUUGAACCGAUGGUGUAUCUAUAUAUAAUCGUAUAUUAUAUAUUCUGUCUUAAUAUACUAACGAAACCUAUUGUCUAUAAUUUUGUAAAGAAGUACAUAAUAUAUAUUAAUAUAAUACACUUUGGUUACUUCAUAAUGUUUCUCCAGUAUAAUAAAUCUAAUCAUUUUGGAAUGUUUGAGAUCUAUUAUAUUUUUCGUGCGAUGCGAUGACGAAAUACGAAAUAUAGCUUUUUAACAUUAUUAAAUAUCGUAGAUACACAAUGUACAAUAAUAAUAAUAAUGAUAAUAAUAAAUCGAUUAGGCAACUAUAAGAAUAUUGUUAUAUUUGUAUUAUUACAAUGAUUAUAAUGUCCGGAAGAAAGUACGUAGUAUUAUUAUACAUCAUGUUCAAUUGAAAUAUAAUACUAAAUAAUAUCGCUAAAUCCCAAUCAUCAAAGACCUUAUUUUUUUUAUUAUCCAAUGAGUUUUCUACACAAAUAUAAUAUUCUAGCGAGUGACGUCAUUUUAUUAUGUGUGUGAUUGUCUGUGGCAAAAUUAUCAAAUUUGCCGACUGAUUAUGAUGAAAGGAAUUAUAAUUAUCAAUAAAAUGUGUCAUUAGGUACCUAUAUAUCAAUAGGUAUGUGAUUUCGUAAUAUUUGAAUUUUAUAUUUAAUUUAAAAAAUUAAAAAUCGUCGUGAAAAUCGGAUUACUUGUCUGUAAGGAAAUAAAGUAUAUGAAACAUUUUUCGAAAUUUUUUUCCCAUAGUUAAAAGUCAGAGCUUAACCAAAAUGCUGACUUGAGAAAAGGUUAAAAGUUAUAGAAUGUGGUAAAUGUUUACGUUGCCCACCAAUGAAUGACAUUACUAAUUAUAGUUCAAUAAUUACAAUCAAUCAAAUCACAUGUAUACAGAUUUCGAAGUUAGGACAUAGAAGUUAAAUGUACAGUUUUCGUGAUUGUUGAAAUGAAAAAAAAAUAGCCAUAGUAUUGCUUUUUUUUUUCUUAAGGCUUGCCCUAAAACUCCCCAAGUGUCUAAUAUACAAUCGAUUCGAUAUUCGUGAACUAUGUUCCAGAGUAACGUCACUCAAAUAAAAAACGGAUGUAUGCGAUACGCGAUCAAUUGGACGGAAAUCUUGGAGUCUUCGGACGUGUUUCAGGGGGAAAAUUUGGGACGGUUGACGAACGAGAGUUGGCCGCUAGAGAAAUGUAACAGUUGGGAGUACGAUACCAGUCUCGUGCAGUCUUCAAUCGUAAUCGAUGUGAGUAAAUAUAAUAUAAUAUACCUACACGUAAAACAUUGAAUUUCAUAAGUUUUAAACGCAUACAUUUGAAUAACUAUAAAGACGUCGUGAAUAUAAAACGGUUUUAAUAUUAUGACGAUGCCAUAUAGGUAGUACUGUCGUCAUGAAAACGUUUAGAAAGUAUAUAAUUCGGUUUACAUGGCGUUUCAAUAAAAUAACUGAAAUAUUUAUACCGUGUAAACACGGAUGUCGAGAACUUUUAUUGAAAUUAUUAUCGAAUGGAAGUAUAAACCCAUUCAUAUAUUAUUAUUUUGUAUUCACGGUGGUUUUAUAAUAUCGUGAAAACCGUGUGUACCUAUAUACCUAUAUUUCAAUGUACGAUUCAUAAUAUAUUUUAACAACGUGACGUGACGACGGAGAAUUACGAUAAAACGUGUCCGAAAUCACGUGGCCGAACAAAGUACAAUUUGAAAACAAACGUACAAUCGUCGGAUCAAAUCUAUUCAAAAUACAUAUUUUUCGGUAUUAUUAUUUUAUUACCAGCAGCUGCAGCAGUUCGCGUAGACUGGAAAUUGUAAUAAAACAAACGCAACGGUUGUUGUUUUUUUAGAUUCCGAGAGUAACGUCGAUUUCUAGACGUUGUUUUUUACCGCUUCUAAAAAAGGAUAAUAUUAUAAAAAAUUGUUCAGUGAAAAUGUCAGAUCUCUACGGCUAUUUUUAAUCGAAUUCCAAUAAAAAUGCAAAAUCGAAAAUAACGAAACCGUUAACACCAUAAACUUUCCUGUCUUUCGUAUGUUUUUUUCCCGGUUUUUCUCAACUAUUUAAAAAACGACACUCUAAGUCCAAAAAUUAAUAAAAAUUCUCAAUGCGGCAACACGAUCAAACAAAACAAAAAAAUCAUAUUAAAAUAUCAAUAUUAUAUUUCAUGAAUAAUAAUUGUGUGGUUUAACGGCUUUUGCCAACUACAAAUAAUUUUUAGGAAUUUAACGAUUCAUCUUUAGUAAAUAUUUGUAAUGUUAAAAUAUAUUUAUGAAAUUUUGGAUUUUGUAAAUAGAGGGUAUCUCAAAAAAAACGCCGGAUUUAAAAAGGCCACCAUUUUUUUUAGGCAGCACUGUUUUUGUUUUUUUUUUAUCUAUUAUCAUUGAUGUUUUAUGUUGAUAAGGGUUAUUAUUAUUAUUAAUUAUUUUUGUGAUAUCAUCAUGGAAUAGUACAGUAAGGAACGCCGAGUUUUGAUCGUAAAAACUCACUGCUAAAAUGUUGAAAGUUUCGCGGUAACUGUUAGAAAACUCCGUACAUAUUUUGGAAAUCAAAAUUCACCGAACGAAUCAACUGCUCGUUGGUUGAUUAAAAAUUUCGAAGAACAUGGUUCGGUACAAGACAUCAAAAACCCUGUACGUCCUUGAAGAAACCUGAGUAAAACAAAUAUUGUUGUGUGAGAAGUUUUCUGACAAACUAAUUUUGUUGCGUGGCGACCAAACCUACCCAUCUCGAUCUUGCGAUUGGAUAUCGUGUGAUUUUUUGCUAUGGGGAUAUACUAAGUCUCGAGUUUACCAGAAAAAACCAUAAAAUUUGUUGGAUUUUAAAGAAGAAAUUCGACGUGUUCUAUACGAAUUUAAUGAAGCAAUAUGUAAUCGGGUGAUGAUGAAUUUCAUGGACCUAGUGAUUACAUGAAGGGCUAGUAGGGGGGGGGGAGAAUGAUAUAUUUCUGAUUCCGUGCUUAUUCCGAGACUACCUUCCCAACUUCUCACCUAUAACAAUGGCCGCUCCCAUCACCAGUUUCAGCUCUUUUUUUUGUGGUUUUUUUUACAUAAAUAAAUUUGAUUUAUAGUAGUUUUAAAUUCGACGUUCUUUUUGAGACAUCCUUUAUUAAAAUGUUUUAUUUUUAGUUUUAAAAAAAAUUAGAGGAAUCAUAUUAUUAGAACAAGUCUAGAAAUUAUUACAAGAAGAAAAACUUAAAAAUAUUGAACAAAACGUAAGUUAUUUCAGUUGUCAGAUCUUCGCGUUACACUCUGUAUAUGUACAUAAUGACUACAUUUAUUAUAUAAUAGAAUUGAAAAUAAAAAAAUGUUUACGCCAAAAAGUGAAAAAUAACAAGUUUCUUUUUAACGCGUGCAUUAUUGGAAUAUUUCAGGUUUCCAUUACGAACGCAUUAAGUUAGAAAGUCAUUCGAAUCCGAAUACUAUAACUAUACACCAAUCGAUUGAGUUUUAAGUUAUUUACGAAAAUGACGUUUCAACUCAAUUUUAUAGUUAUUGUCUAAUUAUAGUCAGUCGAUGGCCAGCUUUACGUAUAUCUAAUUUACAUUUAAAACAGACUGUCGUAAACUGCAGGCAAAUUUAACUGAUUAAAAAAAAAACAAAAAUGCGGUCAAUCGCGAAAACAUCGCGAAUUCCAUAGCUGUACAAUAUUCGAACUUAUGGGAAAUAAUAUGCAUUAUCAUAAUUAUUAUUAUAUCAAGUAGGUAUACCCGGAUAUACGUGUUGACCGGUGCUAUGCCAACGGGAAACAAAAUUAAUUGACUGUUUACUGCUCGACAGUGGGUAGAGGAUUGUUGCGGUGCAGACUAUAUAACUAGUAAACCGUGAAAUUGUUGGCUGACGGAGUCGAGUCAUUUCAAUAUUAUAAGUAUAAUAAUAAUACAUGAGUAUAGAUUUUUCUUUUUUCAAUUUCGAGUAGAGAUGGUGGAAACGUUCUCGAUACGAUUCACGAUUUAUUCCCGUUCGUAUCGACAAUUCGCGUUAUCUAUUCUAUAGUAGAUAUAAGGUAAAAAUAGAUUUAACUAUUUAAGGCGGCGGAUAUUUGGAGGAUAGUGGAUUACCCCCCCUUUUUUUUCUUUAGGUAAUUCGUAAUUUUUAAUAAAUAUUUAAAAUACAAAAUACCGCCUAUGCAUAAACUGUUGAAGUAGAAGAAGAUUUUAAUGGGUUUAAAAAUUUUUCGUACCGAUUAGAAUAAUACAUUACUAACGAGAAUAAUGGAAGGGGUUCAGGAAAAUCGUAUAAAUCCCGUGGAUUUUAAAUUUUUCCACACUCAAAACCGGGACACGAUAGCCACCGAUACAGAUAUAGAGAGCGAAAAACAUUAGAUUUGUGAUUUUCACGAGGCAUUGAAAGCAUUCGCCCCGGGGCGUCAAAGAUAUUUUAAAUUAUAGGGCGCCCGGCUCAAUUUAAAACUCGAAAUAAAAAUAACAAUAUUAUAUCACUUGUUAGAUGUUUUAUUUUCACACGGUUUACCUAGUAAAGUAAUGAAUAUUUAUUCGGUAAUUAUUAUUAGAGCAUUAUAGUUUGACCUAUAGUAAAAUAUAACAAGUGAGGCUAAAAGCAGUUCUCUUAAAAAUGAUAAGAAAAAUCCAAAAAUAAAUGACUCAUACCAACCGAAAAAAGUGUAAAUUAUUCCAAAUAAUAAUUUAAUGUCAAUUUAUGUGUCCAACCUGUACUUAAAUAAAUAAAUCAUGUAGAGGCCAGCAUAUAUAUAUAAAUAUUAUGCUAGUAUGCCACUCGGUAGAUGUUUUUUACAGUAUCUCAAUAAAGGGGAUUAAUAUAUUAUUAAUAAUGAUUUUUAUAAUAAAUCGAAUUUUCUUUUGAUAAAUCUAUAAAAAAUAAAACGAUAUCGUUAUUAUUUUAGGUACCUACUCAACCCGUACAACCCGAUUCUGAGAAUAUUGUCUAUCGACUCUUUGUAUCUGAUAAUUUUUAUUGGAAAGGCAUAAAAUAGUUAGUAUUCAGUUUAUUGAAAAUAGUUUUCUCGAUAGUUUACUUAUGUUCACCAAAGUGCAUUACAUAAUCAAUGAUAAUACAAAUACAUACAAAUAUUAGCAUAAAAUAUAAUUAUCAUUGUGUUGGUGAUGUCAUUGUGGUAAUGGUCUGAGAAUUUUAGGUUUGAAUGUUGCUCAAUCUGAUCCCACAUAAUACAAAAUAGGAAAGUCUCAACAGACGAGGAGGCGAGGCGCUCUAAAAAUCGAUACACCCGGGCGCCAAAUAGUUCGACGCAGCUCCGGGCACGCCCAUGUCUGCAGUAUCCGCAGCAUUUUUAUUUAUUUUCUCCCGACCAUCUGCUGCGUUUUCCGUGACCGGUUUCAAACGAUUUUCUUCGCGGAUGUCUACGAUCGGUGACGUGCCCGGGAAUUUUCAACAGGAGGGUGGGUAGGGCAUACGAAUCGUGAAUAAAUCGUAAAAACGUCUUCACUACCCGACUCGACUACGGGAAUUUAAAAACCGAAUCCUAAAAAAAAAAACAAUUUCUAAUCACGAGUUUUUUUUUUUACUUCCUCAGGCGAAUUAUAUACGCGUUUCGAUAGUUUUAUCAUUUUUUUCAUUAGAUUCUAGUCAGUGGCUAUGACAGCUCGACACUAAAGAAUGAAACAAGAGCUGAAACUGGGGAUGGGAGUGGCCACUGUUAUAGGUGAGAAGUUGGGAAGGUAGGAUGCAUAAGGUUAUAUCAUUUAUACCUGUAAGCAACGAUAAACCAUUGCUUGACGAAAGACGAUUCUAAACGCAGUUCGUUAAUACAUAAUUUAAAGUGCCGUAUUAAUUUUUUUUUUUUUGAAAUUUUCGUUUAAAUUCGAUUUUUAAACAUUUAUUAAAAAAAAAUGUGUUGUCCAAUGAUUUUGGAAACUUCACCACGUCUAGGUAAGUCCAAUAUAGGUCUAUAAUCUAGUAGUAAAGUAUAAUCUAGAUAACUUGAGCUUUCAGAAAAGAUGCUACAGUUAUACAUCGGAGCAGGUUUACUAGGAAAAAACGUGUCCACAGACUAGAAAAAAAAAAAUAAACAGCAUUGCAAAACCAAUAGCACCCUCGCUCGCUCGGAAUCUAAAAACAAACACAAAUAGGUAAUAUAAAUUACAAAGCCGGCAUCCAAUACUAAAAUUAAAUAUCUUAAUAUUAUGACCGAUUCGGAUUUGUCGUCGUGUAUAGCGAAGAGGUCGAGGGGGGGGGGACAUUUUAUGAAAUUUCAAGAUACAGGGGCGAAAUUAAGCGCUCGAAAGGUCGCGUAUUAGAUUCGAUGUUAUACUCGUAGAUUGCGCGUAUAUUUUUGCGUUUUCAAACCGACCGGUGGGAAAAUAACCCCUAACCGCCCUAGCCGCUGUCCGGGACUCCUCCCGAGGACGCCACCGUCCGGGGUUCUCCUCGAGGACGUCGGCUGCUACUGCGGGGUAGGCAUCUUCAGAUAGUAUUGCGUCAUCGGGAGGCGUGCGACGCAGUCGGUUUGUGUUCACUACUAUAAUAUUCAUUUGGCCGGGACGGGACGUAAUCCGGAAGGUUAACGAAGUGUAUACGUUACACGACCCGAACACUGUAAUAACGUACCUACAUAUAAUGUUGUACACACGGUAAAUAAUAACGACGAUAAUGGUAUAGGUAUACACGCGUAUUGCGGCGCGGGUGUAUUAUACGCGCGGAGUCCGCGGCGGCUUACGGAUAAUUUAAUGGUACUGAAAAAAAAAAAAAAAAAAAAUGAAAUAAAAAAUAACGUUGACAACCGUCCGCCGUCGCCACCAACUACGCUUUCUCGAUUUCAAAGUACACGAUGCUAGGUAUUAUUAUUAUUAUUAUUAUUAUUAUUAUUAUUAUUAUUAUUAUUAUUGUUACUGUAGAUAACGAUACCUACACUACCGUCGUCGCCGCCGCCGCAUUGAGUGCUAUGACACGUGUAUGACGCGCUUAUACGACAAAAUCGAUAGGUACCUAAACCUACCAUAUACCUGUGUAAUAAUAAUAAUAUACGAAAUACAUUAGCGAACGACAUAACACGAUAUUAUUGUAGGUACACGAGGUACACACGUAUACGUAUACGUGUAUACCGACGCAAACGAAAUGAAAGGACAUAGUGUGUGACUGUACUAUGUUAUAUUUUUUUUUGUAUUGUAUACCUAUAUACGUCCUGACCUGUAACUGCUGCAGCACUACAACAGUACAACAAUAAUAAUAAUAAUAUACUUUUAGACGCGAUUACGAUAAACGAUAAUUAGAUAUCGGGCCGACAUUAUGUUAUAAUAUAGUCUGUCGUUGAAAAAUACGGGGAAAAAAAAAAAUAAAAAAAAAAAAUAACAAUAAUAAUACCCGAGUAUAUCCGCCCCGAUACGUUAUUAUUACACUCUGUGCAUAUUGUUGCAUAAUCAAAGAAAAAAAUAUUUUAAUAAUAAUGUGCCGUCACAGUCGUCGUCGUCGUCGUAUAUUAUUGUUAUUUCGGUACCUAUCUAUACAUAAUAUUAUACGCAUUGUGCUCAGAAAAAAAUAAAAAAAAAAUAUUCACGGAACAUCCGUCGGUUGCACGGAAUAUAAUAUUAUUGUCUAGACGGGGACGGAGAUUCGGAAUAUUUGGAAAUUGUGUCAUUGUAUAUGCUGUGCAUACGCUGUGUCUAGGCUAAAAGGAAAAGUUCGAUUUUUUUUUUCUUAUUUAAACGCGUUUUUUCUUUAGAGUUAAAUUAUUCCAAGUAUUUUUUCGAAUUUCUACAAUUCAAUCUGCACUGAAAUUAUCAUCGUCGAAUUGGAGUAUAACUAUAGGUAUUGGUGAUUAUAUUAUUAGUUCAUUUAGGUAUACUGACACUGGAUACUAAUAUCUAAAUUCCUUUACUGUUAUAGCAGUUCGGACGAGUUUCGUUUUAAACGAGAAAAUGUAUGUACAUUUAGAUUAAGUCAGGGUCUCAAACUUGUUUUACGCGUACCACUCGUGCUUAUUAUACGGAUCCAUCAAGUACUACUUAUGACUAAAAACCGAACUGUUCAAAAUUUAAACGCAAUUAUCGCGAAAUGAUUAGACAUUUAAUCACUACAAUAAUUAUAUUAUAAUUAUUAUUUAUAAAGUAUUUUUUUUUUAAACAUUUUUUUUUACGACAAAAAUCAAAGAAAUUUAAAACAGGUAGUCCAUAUAUGUACUCAUAUAAAUAACAGAAAGAUACUAAACAAAAGUCAAGGAGAAAAUAUAUCUCAUCCAUAAUCUCUCCCCUUAAAUACGCCGUUUACUCAUUACUAUUGGGAACUGUGAUCAAGUAGUUCUCUACACUUGUGGUACCUACCGUGAAAGCACUGAUGUCUAUUCCUAGGUCCGUUUAAGUAGGUUUAUACGACAGCCAUUUCAAUACUUGUAGAUUCGUUCUAGUCCCUUCUUCACGGGGGAAAAAUGAUUAUUAAAAUACGGUCAAUAUUUAUAUGUAUAUAAUAUAUACCAAAUUUAAAAAAAAACCUAUUGAAUUAUAAUUAAAAAAUUACUAUUUGUGUGCAUUUAAGUAUAUAAUAUUCAUAAUAAUUGACCGUUCAUAUAAUUUUAUACAGCUCAAUAUCGAAUCUUAGGUUAGGAAAAAAAAAUAUUUCUAGUAGUUUAAAUUGUAAUUUAUAAUUUAUUGUAAAGACGCAAGUAAAUUUUUGCACGGGAAAAACAUUUUGGUAGUGAAAUGAAUACGUGAGAAAAUCCACGUACUCGUGGAAUUCCAAAAAAAAACACUACUGUCGGUUUACAAAUAUCUAUAGCUGAAAAAAGUUAUAAGGAUGAAUGGUAUCAUAAAGUUGAAUGAUUAGACAAGAUGUCGAUUUUUAAUUUUUGUAGUUGUCAUAGGUUAUUGGACAUUCGCAAAUAAACAAUCUUACGAUUUACACGGGCACGUAUACAGUAGCGAGGGGGGGGGGGAGUUUAGAGUUAUCCCUCCCUCCCUAAAAAAAAAUUCGAAAACCGUAUCAUAUACCAGUUCUAAGGUUCAAAAUGUUUAAUUUACUUACGAACCUCUCCCGAAAUUUCAUUUCUAUGCUAGGAUUUACUGUUUUCGGUAAAAAAGCGAAACCACUCAGUUAACAAAAUUAGAAUUAAAAAAAAAAAAAAAAACUUACCCGGGUUUCGGUGUUCCGUGUUUUUUUUUGCGUAAAAAAUGUCAAACAAUUAUUGCCUAUAUUAUAAGUUUCCGUAUUGUAAAACAAUUUUUUAGAAAAUAGAUUUAUUAAUAAAAUACAAUACGAAACGCGUUCACGGCGUAUCGAAGAGGCAAUUUAUUUUGUUUAUGUGCGUUUAUAACGAAAAUAUAUACGUAUACUUUUGUUAAGGAGAUGAAACUUGUACCAUCGCUCGUAUAUUAUUGUAAUAAAUGUAAUAUAGUAAUACUCCGUCCGUUAUUUAUGUCAGUAUGAUUUAGUUUGCGAACGUGACAUAUAUCCGACCGUGGGACUGGCCGCUCUGAAUUUAGGAGGACCCAUAGGAGUGUAUUUUUUCGGCGUUUUAAAUGACAGGUGAGCUGAAGCGUCGGCCGAAAAUCAGUAUUUCUAUGCGUUAUUAUCGCAUUAUUUUUUUUAUUUAUUAUUUUAUCUCAAUAAAACCGAAUUAUCGUUAUUAUUAUUUUUUUUAUUUUUUUUUAGAAUAGGGAGACGAAAGUCGUAUUUUUUGUGUUUGGCCACGCUGAUCGUCGGCAGUCUGUUGACUGCGAGCGCCAUGAAUUUCUGGUGGUGGGCCGUUUCAAGAGUAAUUGUCGGUUUGACCAUACCGGCCGUUUACCAAAUUCCAUUUAUUAUAUGUAAGGAAAAAAAAUAUACAUAAUAUUAAAUAUAACUUAGCUUUAAAAAAACCUAAGAACAUAAUAUCCGCCAUACAUAUUUAUUUAAACAUAUUGUAAUGUAAUAACCACCGGUUCCGGCCCGUGAUUUCAGUAUAUCUACCUAAUACUUAUUAGACAUAAAUUAACAAAUUAACAUGCACGGUGUAUGAAAUCAAUAAAAUUAAGUCAUAGUAGUAACUGACAAUAAAUGCGAAACACAAACAAAACAAUUCGCCAUAAUUCUCUAACGUUACAAGACAUACCAAACAUCAACCUGCAAUACUGCAAAGACGCCUAUAUAUAACAGCGAUAACUGCGGUGUCGCAAUCUGUCGACAAUUAAUGAAAAUAUUUUCGAAAAGAAAAUAUGUUUUUUAUAUUAUCUUUCGCGGCUUUCAUCGAUUAUUGUGCUUGUUGCGUUUAAGAAAUGCAGAUUGUAUAAAUCUCUUUUUUUUUUUGUAAUAAAAAAUAAUGAAUAUGUAUACCUAUUGAAAAUUGUAUUCGCCAAAUAACUUUGUAUAUUCUUUGAAUUCGAUUGUUAUUGUUUGUUUUUUCAUUUUGUAAAGAAACGUAUAUUACCGUAAUAGUUGCAUCGAUCCGCUAUAGGAGGAUAAAAAAAAUAUGUUUUAUUAAAUAUAACCGAGUCGAUGAUGAUGAUAAAUGAUACCUCCAAAAACGAUUGUAUUCAAUCGUUGUAAAAGCGUUGUUCAAAGCGUGUAUUUCGGUCGGAGAGAUACGAGAUACGGGACAGGCGGACAGACAGAAGAUAGACACAUUGACAUGACGGGCGUAUAUAAAAUUAGAACUCUAUACUUAAAAACUUAAAACGAUUAUAGUCUAGAGUUUGUACAUAAAGUAUAAUAUGACGUUAAGUUAUUAUAUACGCACUAUACAGAAUGCAAUCUAUUAAACGUAUAGAAAACGGUUUCGAGGACGAAAUCCUAUACGGCUAAAAUCAUAAGGGGCGGUGAGGGGGCUAAGUGAUUAAAUUAUUGUUUUCAGAUUGCUAAAGUUUCAUAUCGAGUAUAUGAUCGCAAUAAUUAUUUGUUUGCUGACUUUGAAUUAGUUUUGCGCAAAACGCUGACUAGUCGUCUUGUGUUAUAUUAAUAUUAAAAAUGAGUGCCACUCAGAACACUUCAAAACACCACUCCCCUAUCCCGUUCUCGGAAUUGUUUUGACAAAAAUUAUAAACGAAAUUUCAGAUAUAUGCAUUUGAUGAACGAUAAUAAUGCGUUUUCAACUUGAUUCUUAACGUAGUUGCUAUACUAAUUUUCGUGUUUCUAGAUUUUGUUCAUAAACAUAAUAUGAUGUUAAUAAUAUUACUUAUCUUCUUCUUUUUAGAACUGCCUAGGACCGACGACCGUCCCGUUAAAAACUCUGAACUAUCCCGAUCAGCUGCUUGUAUAAUUUCCAGUCCAAACCUCCAUUUAGAGAUUCUCCUCACAUGCACACCUGUCCGUCUCAAACGAGGCAUUCCAAGAAGUUAUUUUUUCUUCCUGGUUCUUUUCCAUUACCACGCGUAUACAAGUGGAUUUUGACUUUACCAAACUUCAUGAAAUGUAUUUCAUGAUAAUAAUAAUUUGUACUGUGUAGUAUAUUAAAUGAAUGUACGUUCAUAAUAAUAUGUACCUGUCAGUUGCAGAUCCAGGGGGGGGCGAUCGCCUCUAUAACCCCCCUUCCAUGUUCACUCACCAAUAUACUCUUACCUCGAUUUAUCAUUGAACCCAGCAUAUACCUUAAAUUCAUUUUCAAUUCUCCCAUUCUCCGUUAUCUAGUCCUUCAUCCGCCCCCGGUACCUAUAUCAGUAUAACAGUUUAUAGUAUUCACAUUCUGCAGUCUACAAUUUUACCAAACCGUACAAAGUGUCGGGCGGUCCGCAUUUUAAACACGGACCGCACAAAACGACCGUUUACCAAUACCUACAUACACAUAAUAAUAAUUUCGAUAUUUGCUCGUAUAACACCGUUUUUAUACGUUUUGUCGUUUAGCUCUAGAACUCGUCGGACCCAAUUACAGGUCGUUCAUUACGGUGAUGACGUGUAUGUUUUAUACGCUCGGCCUGGUAUUGUUGUCCGGUGUUACGUACUACGUUCGCAACUGGGUGUACUUGGCCGUCGUGACGUCAACUCCGUUUGCGGCGUAUUUCGUUUACUGGUGGCAAGUCAGCGAAAUUAUUCGAGAUUACGACGGAACUGCCACGCGUGGAAACCGUUUAGAUAUUGUUAUUAUUAUUUAUUACAUAAAUUAUAGCAACAUUGAAUUAGAGACCGGUAGAAAAAAAAAUGAAUAUAUAAUCGUUUUAUCAAUAGACAGCGCGUUUUCGGCUGUCCGAUUUCUCGCACAUGCAUCGGCAUCGUAGGAGUAAACGGUUUCUGCCGUGUGUGGGUGCGCGUCAUUAUUGUGGUAUAGUAUUAUUAUAAUAUCAUGUAUUAUGAUGUCGGAAUUGCAUGCCUUAGGUUCCUACCGGAAUCGCCCAGAUGGCUGCUGGCCAAAGGCCGACUGGAAGAGGCGUUGAAAAUAUUGGAAACUCUGGCCCGGGUCAACGGGACCGUGCUGCCGGAAACGUUCAAACAGAAACUCAAGGUAUAGACCACCAGUUUCGUUUUCCAUGAUGUAGCAAACAUCAGUAUCACGUUGCAAAAUAGUUGUCUUAUUCGCUUUACAAACUUUAUUAUCAUUCGCAUAGGUAUACUUAAUAUCAUAAACAUUAUCUUCUCGUUCUUCACCUCUUAUCCCGACACCCAUAAAGCCACUCGAAUAUAGCCUCAAACGUGUCUCUUCACAUCGCAUAUGUCCAAAACCAUCUCUCGGUCAAUUCUCCCUCAGAUCCUUUGUGUCCUUGUAGUGUCGGUUUUUCUUGUCGGAUAGUGACAAUACCCCUAAAUUGCGACGUUCGUUUUAACACGGUCUCUACCUGCAGCAAAAAAUGAUGAUGCAGAGAACUUUGAGCGAAGAAAAACGUCUAAAAGAAGGACCGGGAGUGCUGGCCCUUUGUCGAACACCAAACAUGCGAUUGAAAACAAUACUGAUAACGUUCAACUGGUCCGUUAUUUAGACGUCUGUGAUGUGACUCGCGAAUGGCUAAUUUGUAUUCGAUUUUUUUUUUUUUUUUGCAGGUUCGCUAACGAUAUGGUAUAUAUCGGACUGAGCUACUACGGCCCGUCGUUGGGGCAAAAUCAAUAUUUGAGCUUUUUACUAUCGUCCGUCGUUGAAGUACCUAGUUGUCUAGUCUGCUGGUUGCUGAUGGACCGGUGGGGCCGCCGGUGGCCGCUGUGUCUGGCGAUGACGUUAAGCGGUAUAAGUUGCAUUAUCACCGUCACAUUGCCAUCCGGUAAAAAAUACAAACCAAUAACGUGUUAAGUACAAUAUUGUAGGUGAUUAUUAAAAUAUACGAUUUUAUUAUGUCGUUUGUCAUCGGUAAUCACUCGAUCAGAAUAAUACCAAAUACGAUAAGACAACGAUGUUUUUGUAAUUAUUUAACUGUUUUGUUUUUUCAAUACUGUGUAAACUUAAUUUAAAUAAAAAAAAAAAAGAAAGAAGACCUCCUAGAAUAAUGGAGACGGGUGCAGCCACAGUUAUAGGUAAUUUAAUGUAUCUCUGUAAGUAAUGAUAAACCAUUGUUAACGAAAAAACGAUUCUGAGCGCAGUUCAGUUGAUAGUGAUGCUUUGUCAACAAUAUAUAUGUCAUAUUAUGGUAAAAUAAUUAAAUAGGCAUUAUAUAUUUUCUUUAAUGAUAUUUGUUUAAUAUUGUACCGAUUUUCCCAUGUUUGUCUCGAUUUUUCCCAUUUAUUGGGAAAACUCCUGGGAAAAUCGAAAAAUUACCUACGUAAGUACGAAAGUACUUUCCCCGUCAGAUUUUCUUUCAGAAAAGUUGCAAUCAUGUUAAGUCGGAGUGAAAUUGCUGGUAGAAAAGAUAUAUUCAGAAAAAAAUGGCCACAGUAUUUUUUUUACUAAUACCUUCUUUUCGUACGUUUUCCGCUUUUCCAACAUUUUAUCCCGGUUUUCUCUGAUAUAAAGAAAACCGCUCAAAUCAAAAAACGACUUUUCUAAAUUACUAUGGAGAUAAAAUUUCUUUUCAGGAAAUUAGCUACAUUUAAUCAAGAUUUCUGGUAGAAAAGUUUGCACAACAUAUCGAGGGGUAUUUUGCGAUUAAAAUUGUCCGAGGGAGCUAUACUUUGGGUCUCUAGAUACAUCCAAAACGCAUUUGUAUUUUCUUUGUUAAGGUAAAAUGGAAAAAAAAUGGAAAAAGUUAUUUUCGUCACGCUGGUUUGAACACGAAAAUCCUAGGAUGUUAAGCAUAAAUAACCACUAAAUCACGACAAAUAUAUCUUAAAUUGAUAACAUAGAGUUAUUUAACAUAACAUACAAUAUUCGCAUAAUAUCAGAAUUUCAAAAAGCUAUAGUUUUGAAACUUAGUCAGUCCGCUUGAUUCUGACUUCACCAUGGUUCUUAAUCGGCAAUAUACAUACGUUAGAUAAAAAAAAAAAAAAAUAAACAUCUUAGUAAAACCAAUACAUUUUUUGCUACACUCAGAAUCUAAAAUUGAGUUUCAGUUUUUUAUAAUGUCAAUAACAUUGCGGCACACAACGCCGAGUUUAGCAACUAUAGUUAGUAACAUUUUCGUAACCAGAGUGCGCUGUAUAUUACGGUCGGUCAUUUUUUAACAAUAAAAAAAGAAAGCGUGUAACGAGACGUUAGACAAUAACAAAUAAAUAAAAAUAAAAAAAUAAAAAAUUACUUUGGGGCGAGUCCCAGAUUAGUAUAUCAAUCUGCAGAUUUCAAAAAUGCAAACUAUCCGAUAUAAUAAUAUACAUUAAUAAUUUAUUAAUUAUAAUAAUAAUUUAGGCCAGUCAUGUGGAGAGAAGAAUCUGAAGCAAUAAUUUUAAUGUAUACGGAGAAGAAAAUCAAAAAAGAGGUAAUUGAAUGCAAUUCAGAAUGAUAAUAUGAAGACAGUCGGUGUAUGCGAGGUGGGAGAUCGAGAUUAGCCCGAAGAAUAGUGUUGUAACACUAUAUUGUUUUAAUGUAAAACUUGGGCUUGUUGCGCCCGUUUCAAUGAAAUUAUAAUGUUUUAUUAUUUUGUACAUGUACCUAUAGCUGAAUCGAUCGUAUUAACGUGUUACAGAUGCCGUUAUCACUACAUUGAUUUUGUUUCUGUUUUCGAAAUUCUCGAUAUCGGCUUCGUUUCUAAUAAUCUAUCCGUUCGCCGGCGAGCUUUAUCCGACUCCGCUGCGCGGUAUCGGCAUCGGCACUUCUGCGUACAUCGCCGGUCUUGGAUUGGUCCUUAUACCGUUCAUUAACUAUUUGGUAAGUGUAUAACAGUGCGAUCGUAUUCAGAAUCGUGUGUAAAUACGAUUUAUAAUCAAUGUGACACAAUUUAUCAAAUCUCCGUGAUAGCACAACAGAUAGUUUCGGAUUUGAUUUCAACCAGCUGUAUUGAAUUUGAAUUUGAACAUAUAAAGAUCACUCAAUUAACUACUUACAUUUCUAUAUGUUGUUGAUAUAUUUCUACCUGAUUCUGUUGAACAAUCGACCAACACUUACUGAUUCACAUACUGCUCACUCAGUUCAUCAUACCACGACCGAAUUGAAAAAAUGAUUCAAGUUGCUUGCUUUACAUUCAAAUAACACCUAUACCGUCUCAUUCGAGUAUAUUUUAUGAUUUAUUGUCAUUUAACGUGUUAUUAAAAUUCUAAAAUCACUCUGAAGAGUACUCAUUGCUUACUAUAUUUACUCAUUUUAAAAUUUAUUUCAAUAUUUUUCGAGGUAGACAAUUUUGUAUCCGUUCGAAAAUCACAUUUUGAAAUACGUACAAAAAUACUAAGUGCGUAUUUAUAUCGGGUGUAAAUAUUAUUUUUACUAAACGAUAUUAUAAUACGACGGCGUCUCGUCGACCAUCAUAGAGACAAUCUGAUUAUAAUUGACGUUAAAAAAAUCAACCAAGAAUACAAAAAUACCACGUUUCAAACAGUAAGGCUAGUAAGAUUGCGCAAUAAUGGAGAUCCGGAGGUUGCGCCCAUAUAGCGCCGCGAGCAAACUUGUAAUAAGGGUCUAAGACAAUUUGGAGACCGUUUUUAUCAUCAUUUUUAAAAGCAGUUUACAUUACAUAUUUAUAUACAAUAUAUAAUGUGUGAUACAUAUAUUCGAAAAACUUCACACUUUUUGUACAUUUAUUUGUCCGUAUAAUAAAACAAUAUCGACGUAAAAAUAACAGUGAUAUAAAAAAAAACAGAAACAACAGAAUUGAAAAUAACAAGACAUCAUACUGUCAGUGAAUACAUUUUAUAUUGAUUCAACUUUUAGAAACAUUCAAUGUUUUACUCAAUAAAAUUCCCGAUGAUUAUUAUUCGCUGUUUAAUACGAUUGUAUUAAAAUAACGAAUACAACAGUUUAAUUUCAAACUUCGCCCUUCGGUACGACUUCCGAGUUGAUAAUAAUUUGUGUCGUGUCGAUUCGUUCUCAGCCUACAAUUGACUGUUGUUAGGAAACCAUAAUAUUAAAAUAUAAUUAUCAAUUGAACAUCGUUGUGUGUACCUACAUUUUGAUAUAACUGUGAAAUACGUUUUCCUCCAUUUUUUUUAAAAAAAAAUUUAGCAAUAACGUUAUAAUAUUGUUUUUAUUGUCGUCGGCAUAAAAAACUCGGUCGAAAUUGAAUUACAGAAAACGGAUCGACUAAUUUAAAUCGUAUAGAUAUCAAAUUUGUCGGUCCGUUUUCUCAUAUAUUGGUAUCCGGUUUUUAAUGUAUAAAAAGUUUAAACAAUAGAACGUUAUUCGAUAUGCAUAAUAUAGAUAUCGUGUUUAUAGUAAUAAUAAUAAUAAUAAUAAUAAUAACAAUAAUAAUAUGUAACAUAAUAUUAUACAAUUCGUAUUUCCCGAGCUACUGCAGCACACUGUCUUAUACCGUCGGUAUCGGUGGUGUGUAAUAUGCAUGCCGAAAUAACAACCGGUGAAUUUUCAAAAAUAAUAUUUAGACAUAACAAAUAAGCAAGCAUAAUAUUAUACUCAUGUACAUAUAGGUGAAUAAUCGACGAAUAUUAAUGAAACAUUGGUCGUUUUUUUUUUUUUUUUUUUUUUUUUAAAAAUUGGUUUUUUUCGUUUAAAAAAAAAAAAAAAAAAAAAAAAACAACUAGAGCAUAAAAUAAUGACGCGAGGUCAAAAACCCAAGCUGAAAUAAAACACUGUCCGUAAAAAAAUAAACAAUGUUAUACGAUAUAAUAUUUAUACUAUUUACGCGUAGUACGUAUCUAACAAAAUUAUAUUAAUAUCAUUCAUUUGGAUUAUUUCAUUCACUAAAAUUUAAAUACGCAACGUUAAAGAAAAAUGAAAAAUACACACGAUUGCAGUACUUAUAUUUAAACGUUUAUUUUUUUCAGCUUUUUAAUAUAAAUAAAUUUACCGUCUAAAAAAUAAUUUAAAACAAAAAGAAAAUUUGAAAUCCCCCUCCUUCCAAAAAAGCACAAAAGUCAAAAACGAAAUAUUUUAAACAUUUAAUAACCGAUUAACGUAGGUCGUGUUGAAUAAACGAAUUAAGUGUGCAUUAUUAAAUAAAAUUAUAUAAUAUGAUGGUUAAUUUUCGCAAUCACUUUAUACUAAAAAUGUGCAACAAAAUCAAUUUUAUGUAUUCGAACGCUUCAGUACGUUAAAACACACUCGUUUUAAUUAUAAUGUUUAUAAUAAUAACUAAUAGCGGCGUGGUGAACGUUUUUUUACCUAUGAGACAAAUGUGCCUAAUACAACAAGGACACCCACUAUACCUAUCAAGCAAAAAUGGAUCAUUCUUUGUUUUUAAACAUUUAUCCUGUCCGCGUGAGCUCAUAAUAAGCGUAUGGCACCCCGUAUAAUGUUACCCCUCGUAUAAUGUUCACCCCUUAAUCCUUCAAUCCAACCCACGAUGUGGCUUGACAGAGCCUCUAAAAUUGAUGGGCACUCAUCAAAGUUUUUUUCAAUAUUUAAGUAAUAAUUAAAUAAUUACUAUAAAGAAAAAAGUUAAUAAAGACAAAUUAGGUGUGCUAUUUAAACAUUAAAUUUUUGUUACAACAAAGUUAAUGUUUGAGAAAACUUAUCAAUAAUUUCUUAUUGAUUUAUCGGUAUAACAUAUUAUAAUAAAUAUCUUAUAAUCAGUCUAAUAAAUCAAUUUCAUCAUAUGUUAAUUUCAUAGAACUAAUGUGAUGCAAUUAAUAGUAGUAUUUCAUGAAAAAUAAAAUUAUGACCAUAAUUUAGUACCAAUAACCAAUGUUACAGCAAUGUCAACAAACCUAGUAUUUAAGUAUUGAAAUGUAAGCCAAAAAUACUAAUAUAAGCAAACGAAGUGAAUAGAAAUUUUUCAGAAAAAUUGGUCAGAUAUAAAUGUUUACAUUCCUAUUGAAAAACUGAAAUUAUGCCCCUGUAUUUUCGUUACCGCAUACCUUUACCUAACCUGUCUUAUAUUAUUAUAAGGCGAAUCGUAUUAGGAGGGCUUUAGUUUUAUGAAGGUAAUAUAAAGUAAUAUAAAAUCAAAUAUGUGUUAUAAGUUAUAAAAUAUGUAUAUUUAAUAUACGGGCUAUCCCGCACGGUUUUGGUCGUGUCAGAAUGGAAUGAAAAAAGAUACGGACAUACUUCGCACAAUGGGUGGGCCACGGUUAUAGGUCAGAAGUUGGGAAGGUAGAAUAUAUAGGGAAAUUUAAUGUAUAUCUGUACCCGACGAUUAAUUUUCGCAAAUGAAAAACAAUUUUGAGUGAAUUCGGUGAUACGUGUUUUUAAAGACUGUAAAAAUUUACUAUUUUAAAAUAAUUCAUGUCGUACAUUUUACCGUUUUCCUACGUUUUUCCCGGUUCUUCCCACGUUUUUCCCGUUUAUUAUGAAAACAGCCGGGAAAUAAUCUGCUUAAAGUACCACUCCAGUCAGAUUUCCUUUCAGGAAAAGUGCUAUACUUGAAAAUCGGACCAAAAUUGCUGGUCGAAAAAUUGUUCACUGAUAAAAGACAAAAAAUAAACAACAUUGUAAAACCAAUACAUUCCUCGAUCCGCUCAGAAUCUAAUAAUAAAAACCUGUUACCUGCAGAGACUACUCGUUUCUACUACAGUUCUUAUCACUAUCGACUGUUUUUGCUCGUUAAUUUAUUUGUUAAAUUGGUGUACUAUUUAUCGGAAAAUAUAGUACCCACAGGAAAUGUCGUGAUUAAAACAAAUACUAUCAACAUAAAACCAAAUAAAAACUAAAAAAUCUCGAAAAUGAGGUAGCUAUAAAUAACUCAAGAAAUGUCUGAAUUUUCGGUUAAACGUGUUCAUACGACGUUAAGCAUAAUAUUCGCGAAAUUUCCAUUUAUAUGCAAUCGAUGUAUCAAAAACUUUAAUAGAAUAAUAUAAUUAUUAUGGUUUAUUAACAUGAAAAUUAUUUUUAAUUUUACGAAACCUUCGACUACAGGGCAACGCAAUUAUUAUUACACGUAUUUAAUUAUUGAAGUUGUGUUAAAUCGUAAUUCCGAUUUUUUGAUGCAAUAUUAGUUACAUUUUUUUUUUACAGGGGGUAUCAGUUAAAGACGAAUUAUAUUUUUAUGGGUGCCCGGAACCCGUGCCCCUCUCCCCGUAGUUACGUGCCUGCUACGUUCAGAAUCUAAAAAAAAAAAAAAAAAAACCUCGAAGAACGAAAAACUGGUAUUUCAGAGGUUAAUGCUAGAUAACAUAAAUACGAUUAUCUACACGCCUGCGCGACUUAAUCAAGUUCGGAGUACGUACAAGUGACAUUUAGGUUUUGCAUUCACUGGAUUAUCGUUAUAUAAACUUUUAUUUAUUCAUUAAAAUUAUUACGUACAUGUAUUAUGUAUCAAAACAUAAUUUAGUUAACAUUUCGUGAGAGAUUUGUAUUUUAUUUUUCCAUGCGCCGACGUGCAGGGACGAGAGAACUUAGUAAUGCCGUUGUUGAUAAUGGGUAUACUGUCGGUGAUCGGCGGGAUUACCGGUCUCCGAUUGCCCGAAACGUUGCAUUACAAAUUACCUCAGACCGUGGAAGAGGGAGAAGAAUUCGGGAAAAAUUGGACCAUGGCAGACUGUAUUAAUUGUGUUCCCAAAAGGUAAUAUAUUACAUUUGUAUACGUCUGAAAAAUAAUAUAAAUUGUUUUUCACGUUUUCGGCCAGACUUUAGACUGUUCAUUUAAAAUACAAACUCAUUCAUGAACUAAUUCAUAAGCAUAAAACUACAUAAUUAGUUAAUUCUUUUCUAAAUCAACUUGCUCCGUUAAUGUUCAACAUAAGUUCAUUUAAGGUUCAUUUUGCUAUUGAUUUUUAUUAACUUGACGUAGUCUCAGAGAUUAUAUUGAAAAACAUACAAGGGCAGACUGUAUAAAAUAUGUGCUGUACUAUUUAAAUAAUCCUAAGAAGUCGUCAUAGUGUAAUUUAUCAUUUCUGUCUUUCUAUUAAUGAUUAAUAAAACAGCAUUGAAGUUACCUACUUAGAAUUUUAAUUGUGGCGAUGAACACGUCAAUUUUUCGCGCGGCCAAUUUUUCGAAUACGACAAAUUUUCAACUAGUUUUGCAUCUAGUCAUUUUAAAUUGUACACGAGCCGUUAAUCAUUAAAAAAAAAAAAAAAAAAAUGGGUAUAAUAAAUUAUAUGUCAAAAUUAUUUUGAUAGUGAUUCAAUAUUUUGCGCAAAAAUUAACAUGGAUCCGGUUAGGUUGAUAACAAAAUUGCUUAUAAUAAUUUCUUAUAUUCUUAAUGUAAAAUUUGGAAUCGGAGCUAAAAUAAACCACCCAAUUAAAGUUCAAGUUCAUUAAAAAUAUGAAUUUAAUUCAAAAAUAGUCGAUUAUAAUAAAAUAUGAGUUUUUAAUCUCACGCUCGGUUCAUAAGUUCACGUAUGUAUGUAUAUGUUGAACUUUGAACGGAUGAAUGAGUUCAUAUUCGACACAUUAUAUUAUAAUAAUCUAGGUACAUCAGUAGGUAGUGAGUUUCUUUUGAAUAAGAUAUCGCUUAAUAUAUAUAUAUGCAGGGAGACCUUGAAUAAAGAACAAUCGCUAUUUUUAUGGAGGAGGGAAGUAUUAUGGUAAAACAUUAUUCACAAUUCGGAAUAGUUUUUCAUUUUCAACCCGUUCAGUGUCAUGCCAUGAUUUGCAUUUUAUUUUCAGAUGACGACCGUAUUUUUUUCUACAUAUUCGAUUGAAUCUUUUUUUUUUAAACUCCAGAUUUACUGAGUUUGAAAAAUUUAAAUUUUCAUUUUUCUCGUAAAGUUUAACUCGCUGAUCUAUAGGUACUACUCGUAAGUCGAAUUUUCACCGAUUUGAACGAUUUUUUAUUUUAGUUUAAAUACCUAUACUUAAACAAUACAAUCUAUGACAGUGGCACGUACAGAAAGAGGGUAAGGGGUUAAACCUCUUCAAAAUUUCUUUCACUGCAUUUUUUUAAAUCAAAUUUUACAUUCAACAACAUUUAAUCGUAUGUUACAGAAUAAAAAAAAAAUUAAUUUCAUCAAAAAUCAUUUGUUUAGUAAUAAGAGUGACAGUACUGUACUAAAAAUAUGUGUAUCCUCUCUUUAGGAAAUUAUUAUAAACAACCCCCUCUCCAAAAAACAAAAAAAAUCCUGCCUGGGUUAGGAAUCUAUUUACCUAUUCUUUUUUUUCUCGUGUCAGUCAGUGUUUUUUUUUUUUUUUUAAUUGCAAUCCUUUCUUUUCCCAGUAUUCAAUGAUUCAUAUUAUUUCGUCCGUGAUUGCUGUUAGUCCAAUGAAAUCUCUCAUUUCACAUCUAUUAGGUAUCAAUGUACACUCGAACAGAUGGUUUGAUGUUUGUUUCUCUCCUUAUUCGCAAUUUUCAUAAUUGGUCAUUGCCCACCUAUUUAGGUUUUCUUUAAAUCUUCCUCUCUAUGUUUUCAGACGGUUGAGAGUUUUCCACAUUUUCUAGGGUAGGUUAUAUCCCGAUGGUAAGGUAUCGAUAGGUACGCCUCAACUUGUGAGCGUGUUCCCUUAUGGUCGCUUCUUCCAUGCUUCAAUCCGGUUCACCAUUAGGUUUUACCUUAGUGGUGAGUGGUAAUGUCGUUUUUAUAAAGUACUUAGAUUUUAACCUGUUAUCGGUUGGAGUCAUUCCAUACAUUCCAUACAUGUCGUCAUUUAUCUGGUUGCCCCUUUUUAUUUAAGCUGCUUUUUCUCGUCUUAUUUCGGAUGGCGCUAUUCCGCUUUUUUUCAAUAGGAGUUAGUUUUAAGCAUUCCGUUAUUAGUCUUACCGUAUAAUUUAAUGCUACAUAUACUUUCUUCGCAUGGGAUGACUGUCGCCACACUGGGCACACGUACUCUCCAACUGAGUAGCAUAGUGCGAGACCAGAUGUUCUUCUUAUUAUUUUUGGGUCAGCACCUCAUAUUGUUCCUACUAGUUUUUGUACUAGGUUAUUUCUCGCAGCGAUUUUUUUGUUUAAACUUUCACGACGUCUUUUAUAUGUCAAUGAUCUAUCCAAUUUUAGUCCUAGAUAUGUGGGAUUAUCUAUAUGCUCUAGAGUGGCUCCUUGCCAUUUAAUAUUUAUUCUAUGACCUAUGAUAUAGGUAGUUGAACCUAGAGGGUUAAAAUGUAUAUUAUAAUCAAACUGGAGAUAAAAUGAAAAUCAUACGGAUCAAUGAAAAAAGUCGAUUCCAAAUACCUAACUCUAAUUUGAUAAAUUUUGAGUUUUUUAAACACCCGGUAAUUGGAAUUUAUAUAGAAUAAUUUAGAGAUUUUUUUCUUGUUUAUAUAUAUAUAUAAUAUUAUUUUGUAUAAUAACAAAAAAUUAUCCGGUCGUUAUAAGGUUCGUAAAUAUAUAUUUACAGGCCACCAGAACAUUCAAAUUCGUACGAGGACCUGGCUGAAAAAAUGGAAUUGUCCCCGACAACGGAAACUACAGCGUUAGCCACUGGUAGUGCUGGGGGAAGAUCGAAAUUCAGCAGACAGCAGAGCAUCAUGGAAACGCCACUAGAUUCGUCGGGUGUAGUAAAAAUGACUUGCUGGUUUUAG